AUGGAGCCUGGGGCGUCCAUCUACACCUUCCAGGCCUCGGACCAGGACGGAUCAGGGCCCAACAGCCUGCUGACCUACUCCAUCCUGCACCAGGUAGGGUUAGGAGGUUAGGGUUAAGACCCACAGGUUAGAGAAGCAAAUCAGUAACAGGAAUGUUGCUGUUUCAAAUUCCAGACUGGUUGUGAAAGUUGGAGAUGAACUCACUGGCAAAUAGACAAUUUCCUGCCAUUGUGCCCUUGAGCAAGGCACUUAACCCUAUAAACUAGCGGUUUAGGGAGUAGAGCAGAAUAAUGAUUUAUAUCUCUGCAGAUGGACCAAUAAAGUUAUGUUCUAUUCUCCUCUGUUUCAGUACCCUGGACUAAUAAAGUUAUAUUAUAUUCUACUCUGUUCCAGUACCUUGGACUAAAAACGUUAUAUUCUAUUCUAAUCUGUUCCAGUACCCUGGACUAGUAAAGUUAUAUUUAAUUCUACUAUGUUCCAGUACUCUGACCUCCCUGACCUCCUGGCCCUUGACCCUUCCACUGGCGUCCUGACCCUGGCGCAAGAACUGGACCAUGAGGUCACUUCCUCCCUUAUCCUGGUCAUCCAGGCGACAGACUCUGCCCUGAACGUUAGCCAGCGGCGCUGGGGCUCGGUGACGGCGAGGGUAUUUGUGACAGAUGAGAACGACAACGCUCCAGUGUUUAGCUCGUCAUCCGCGGUUAGCGUCAUGGAGGACCAGCCUGUGGGCUUCGUGGUUCUCUACGUCGUGGCACAAGAUGCCGACCAGGGGGAGAACAGACGGGUCAGCUACUUCAUCGAGACUGGCAACGCUGGAGGGACGUUCAGCCUCAACCGUAAUACUGGUGGGUCAUUUAUACAACUCCUAGUGUAAUGAAAGUGGUUUGGAAGCUCAAAGAAAAGGUCACCUUGUCUGAGACCUGAAGACUUUUGUUAGCUCCCCAAGCUAAUGCCUAAGCUUGAGCUCAGCUGGAUAACACAGCCUUGUGGCAUACAGACGACCGGGUUCAAACCCGGUCGGGAACACUGGCAUACGUUAUUGUUUUCUCACGAGAGCAAUCGUGUAGUUGCCAGCUGUGCUGUAAACACAUGGUGUGAUGUCAGAAGGCCAUUGGUACCACAUUCCCAGCUUGCAUGUGGUUGGGUCUGUGAGAGAGUCUCAUAAGGUUCAACCUAUAAUCAGGCCCCAGCACAUUUAAAACAGUAUAAACAGGGAAGUGUGAAGAGAUGUCGUGUGAGAGAUGAAUCAGAGUUAACGAAGUUACCCCAGUGCAUUGCGUAGGCCUGCCUACCUGAGCGCUAAACCCUACCACCACCAACACUGCUGUAACAACCACCACCGCUGUAAGUGACGAUCCAGCUAUCUGGCCGCAGUUUAACAACUUUUUCCACAGCAGAAGGCCGCAGCGAGGAGAGGCUGGCAGUAAACACACACUGCUAGACACGCAACGGGCAGGGCUGCCGUGCAGCACUGAGAUUACACACACACACCAGGCCUGCCGUGCAGUGCUGAGAUUUCCCUCUCCUUCUCAGUACCUGGCCCUGGGAGCAGAGGAGGAGAGAGAGUGCUGUGCCCUGACUCAUUUCAAUUUUAUGCUUUAAUGAGCCGCAACCGUCAAAGAGAGAGUGAGGCGGGAGGGGAAGGAGGGAGGAGGGGGGUGUUGGUUCUGUUUUAAAUUGUUGGGUUUGUGGUUUUCUCUCUGGAUCUCCGUACGCUCUGAGAUAACUUGCCCCUGAGCCUUUAGUAUGGUCAGAGUUAGUGGCUGGAAUAGUUUCAGCCGCUGUGACUCCUCAGUGAUCCCGUCCUAAGCCUGGUCACUAACAGCACAUGGGUAGGAGGAGGGAAGAGAGAGAGAGAGAGAGAGAUGUUUCCAAUUCCAGUCUGUUUGGCUUACGUAUAUGCAUGGUUGUAUUAUAGUAGAGCAGUCACAGUUCUGAAGAUUGGGGUAAGGUAAAGUUGUUUCCUUGCUCUCAUAUGUUUCUACUCAUGUUAGACAUUCUAUUAGUUUAUUCUAUUAAUCGAGUUAGUCUAGGGAACAGCGUCGUCUUACACAAGUUCAUAAAAAAGAACAAUGAAAAACUUUCAGGUGCGGAUUCUCAGACCUAGAUUAAGCCAUCUCCUUGACAAAAAAAUCAUCCCAAAUGGAGAAGCUUAGUCCAGGAGAUGACUGGGAUUAAUAUGGGUCAGGGAAACUCGACACACAUAGUUUGAUGAUUUUAUAUUUCCAUUGAGGAGGGGGAAAGAACCCCUAAUAGAGUUAGGAGACACCCAUCCUCCACCCAGAAGGAGUCAAGGUUACCAUGAUCUGUAGUAGGCCUCUCCUACACAGCUCUCUGUUGUCGUGGUGUAAUGGGAACAUAACCAAAACAGAAUGUGUAGAGAUGGGACCAUUUCUCCUGUCAUCGUAGACCCUGGCCUGGGCCGGUUGGAAGGACAGGACAGGAGCAGACCAGGUGUUUAGAGGAUUAACUCAUGACAUUAACUGUCAUUAUACUGUCUAAUUAUCUGCAUGGCUGGAACCAGUUCAAUAUGGGCACCACACACAUACGCAUGCCUGCACGAACACACACACACAUACACACACACACACACAUAUACUGGAACCAGAUUAAGAUGGCCGCCCUCUCUCUGUGACACACCUGAUAGAUCUUGACAGCUUCCUGUUUCUAUCCCAUCGGCCGACCAUGGGGUUCCUCGGUUCCUGAUUGGUGGGGCGGUGGGGGAGGGGUGGAGCCAGGGUCAAUGUGUGUCUCACACACCACAAGAAAGCCCAGAAGACCAAACGGCAAAUAGUGUGUGUGUGUGUGUGUGUGUGUGUGUGUGUGUGGGUGGGUGUUAUCAAAGUCUCAAAAGAGGGACUGAGUCACACACACACGCACAAACACAGACACAUGCAGUUCUAAUCGCUCCUUUAAUGGUUCCCAGCAGUCUGAGGUUGGGGUUCUUUGGUGUUUUGUUUCUGCCUUUCAUGGGAAUAGAUCCACACACACACACACAGAUGACUGGGUGGACAGGGUGGGUGGGUGUGUAUAAGUAAGUAAAGUUCUUGGCAAGGAGCAGUGCUUGGCCUCCGACGGAGAGGGAGGAAUGACUGGUGAAAGAUGAAGCUAGCAGAGAAGUGAAGCUAGCAGUGAAAGCUGAAGCUAGCAGAGUUGUGAAGCUUGCAGUGAAAGUUGAAGCUAGCAGAGUGUUGGAGUUAUCAGUGAAAGUUGAAGCUAGCAGAGUGUUGAAGCUAGCAGUGAAAGUUGAAGCUAGCAGAGAAGUGAAGCUAGCAGUAUAAGUUGAAGCUAGCAGAGUUGUGCUGGACUAGAGAGCACAGGGACCUUUUCCAGGGUGUGACUGCACUCGGAGAGGGACUGGCUGAGGCUGCGUCCCAAAUAGCACCCUGCAUCCCAGCUAAAUUCACUAAUUUUGACCAGGGCCCAUAAGGCCCUCUCCACUCCUUAGGCUCUCUCUUCAUCCUGUAGUCUGUAUCAUCUCCUCUCCUCCAUCCCAGGAUCCCUCUUUAACCCCUCUCCUCUCCUCCAUGCCAGGCUCCCUCUCUAACCCCUCUCCUCUCCUUCUCCAGGUUCUCUCUCUAUCCUGAAGCCCAUCGACCGGGAGGAGCAGGACCUGUUCAACCUGACCAUCGUAGCCCAGGACCACGGGGUACCAGCGCUCUCAUCCAGCCAGCUGCUGUCUGUCCAGGUCAUCGAUGUGAAUGACGAGGUGCCCUGGUUCCAGGAGAACCAGUACCAAGCCCAGAUUACAGAGAACCAGCCUGCAGGAACCACUGUUCUGGUGGUGUUGGCCUCCGACCUGGACCAAGGUGAGAGAUGCUAGGCUUGAGCUCAGUGGGCUAACACAUGAGAUCCAGUCAUUACAUACAUAGUACAGCACUGACAAGCACAUAAGACUGCAUUACCCUCAUCAUAUACUAUAUGUUAUGGUGGCUUUCUUUAUGACAUAGUAAUAUAGAAAGUACACAUGAUGACACCCAGUUCUUCUACAUAUUUUCUUUAACAAAAUAGAACUCAGUGUCAGCCAGCAGAGCCUCUUGUUCUAAGUGUUGAUCCUCCAUGUGUUCAACGCAUGUUUACAUCAUCAGAACCGCCAGUAACAGUUGGUUUUAAUUGAAGACCAUGCUGGCGGAUGGUGAGUGUGUGUGUGUCCGUGUGUGUGUCUGUGAGUAUGUGUGUGUGUUCACAUUCCCCUGGAGUUAGUCAAGAGCACAUAAACCAGAAGGAUUAUAAAGUUUCUCUCCAGGGUGAUUAGUGGGGUAAGGUGAUGGUGCCAGAGUCUUUCUCUGUUAGCACGCUAUCACACAAAUAACACAACACACACACACACACACAAUCUCCCAGCCUCCGCCCGCCCCGUGCAGCCCAGCCACCCGCUUACACAGCAAAACCAUCUACAAACAAAUAAAAACAGGAAUGCUGCUGUGUUUGCUCUUUUAGGUGAGAAAAAUAAAUUGUGUUUUUUUUCGAAAACACUUAUUUGCAAAUGUUUUCAGUGCCCGGGGGUAGAGAGGAUUCAAAGUAUAACAUGACUGAAUGGAAUAGGACUCUGCCGGUGAUGUCCAUUUGACUCCAAUCCUUCUCCCUACCACAUAACCUUGAACCCUAACCCUUUGAUGUUUGCAAACUGUAUCUGUAAGAUGGAAGCAAUAUGGUGGAAGCUCCACCACUACUACGGUGUUUAUACCUAUACAGACCCUUCAGAUCUUCAGAACAUUGAAGGGUAAGGGCCAAGGGGAUGUAUUGGAAGCUGCUGACAGAUAGUAUUAGGGUUAGACUUCAUAUGCUCCUUCUCUCUCUUUCUCUUUCUUUCUGUCUCUCUUUCUCUCUCUCCAGGUACCAACGGCCAGGUGACAUAUGGAGGCAUCUCUGAGGAGGGUUUCAGCAUCCACCCAGCUACAGGUGUUAUAACCACCACUAAAGCCCUGGACAGAGAGGCACAGGAACAAUACACACUGACAGGUAACUGGCUCUGACCAUAACAUCUAACCCCGAUCCUUAACCGGUAACCCCUCAGGCUAACUCCUGGCCCUAACCCUGAUCCUUAACCGGUAACCCCUCAGGCUAACUCCUGGCCCUAACCCUGAUCCUUAAUCCUAAUCCUAACCACUAAAGCCCUGGACAGAGAGGCCUAAAAACUGUACACUCUGACAGGUAACUGGCCCUUUAUAUGUGUAACCCUUUUUGGUUCCAGGAAGAACCCUUUUUGGUUCCAGGUAGAACCUUUUUGGGUUUCAUGUAGAACCCUCUGUAGAAAGGGUUCUACGUGGAACCCAAAAGGGUUCUACCUGGAACCAAAAAGGGUUCUUCCUGGAACCAAAAAGUGUUCUUCCUGGAAUCAAAAAGGGUUAUUCAAAGCCCUGCCACACUGCUUUACAACGGAGGUACGAUAGCCCUGCCACACUGCUUUACAAUGGAGGUACGAUAGCCCUGCCACACUGCUUUACAACGGAGGUACGAUAGCCCUGCCACACUGCUUUACAAUGGAGGUGCGAUAGCCCUGCCACACUGCUUUACAACGGAGGUACGAUAGCCCUGCCACACUGCUUUACAAUGGAGGUGCGAUAGCCCUGCCACACUGCUUUACAACGGAGGUACGAUAGCCCUGCCAUACUGCUUUACAAUGGAGGUGCGAUAGCCCUGCCACACUGCUUUACAACGGAGGUAUGAUAGCCCUGCCACACUGCUUUACAAUGGAGGUGCGAUAGCCCUGCCACACUGCUUUACAACGGAGGUACGAUAGCCCUGCCACACUGCUUUACAAUGGAGGUGCGAUAGCCCUGCCACACUGCUUUACAAUGGAGGUGCGAUAGCCCUGCCACACUGCUUUACAAUGGAGGUGCGAUAGCCCUGCCACACUGCUUUACAAUGGAGGUGCGAUAGCCCUGCCCCACUGCUUUACAAUGGAGGUGCGAUAGCCCUGCCACACUGCUUUACAAUGGAGGUGCGAUAGCCCUGCCACACUGCUUUACAAUGGAGGUGCGAUAGCCCUGCCACACUGCUUUACAAUGGAGGUGCGAUAGCCCUGCCACACUGCUUUACAACGGAGGUACGAUAGCCCUGCCACACUGCUUUACAAUGGAGGUACAAUAGCCCUGCUACACUGCUUUACAAUGGAGGUAAAUGAACAAGCCAACAUUCCAAACUGGCCAUGUUUUUAUAGUUCUGUUUUUAUUGCAUACAUGAGUGGUGCGAUGGUAAUGUUGGUGUUAUUUUCUCUCCAGCUCUCUCUGUUUGUCUUAAAUCUCUCUAAGAAACACAAUAUGAUUUAGUUAAUAAAUACAUAACACACUCUUUUAGACUGCUGAAGCCUUGUUUAAUUCCUAAUCUUCCCUUUUGUCCAGUGUAUGCCCGAGACGGUGGCGUGCCUCCUAACUUUGCCCGGGCGUCAGUGAAGAUCCGGGUGUUGGAUGAGAAUGACAACGCCCCAGCGUUCAGUAGACUGUACUACAGCCUGGAGGUGCCUGAGAACAUGGAGCCUGUUGAGCUUUUCACCCUCAGAGCUACUGACCUCGACACUGGGGACAGCGGAGAGAUGACCUACAAGAUCACUGGUAAGAGCCAACUACUUGUAGUAGUACAAUUUAAUUAAUAAUUGACUGAUUGAUUGAUUGAUCCAUAGAUCAAUCGAUCUAUAGAUCCAUUGAUCGUAAUGUUGUUAGAUUUACCUUUCAUAUUCUGUAUCUCUUUCGCUCCACCUCCUCUCUUCCUCUUUCCUCCUCUGUUUCUCCCACUUUCUCCCUCCCUCUUCUAGAGGGCGACCCAUCAGGUGACUUCCGUGUGGACAGGAAGUCAGGUGUUCUCUCCACCUCCAGACCACUGGACAGGGAACGUAGGGCCAGGUAUAGUCUGACAGUGACAGCCCUUGACGGGGGCUCUCCAGCCCUGAGCAGCACGGCCACAAUAGAGGUCACUCUCCUGGACAUCAACGACCACAGCCCCCAGUUCACCAGCCCCAGCUACACCGCUGACCUCUCUGAGGAUGUUCCUAUUGGCUCCCUGGUGCUGGAGCUCUCUGCUACUGACCUGGACGAAGGGUCUAACAGCCAGGUACACAGACUGAACUCAUAGGUUAUGUCCCAAAUGACACCCUAGUCCCUACAUAGUGUACUACUUUUGACUAGAGCCCUAUGCCUCCUGAGCCACCUUAAGGUUUGCCAAAUGUAGCAUAACACUUUUGCCACCCUUUAUGAAAUUUAGCUAACAAAUGGAAGCCAUCUAUCUAGACCUUCAAAGGGUUAAUGAAGGCUUCAUUAAGCCUUAAAAGUUAUGUUACGUUUUGUAAUCUAAUCUAAUCUACUGUAAUCUGUUCUAAUCCCAGGUGCAGUACUUCCUGUCGCGCGGCUCCCAGGGCAUGUUCAUCAUUGACCAGCACACAGGACAUGUCAUCACCGCCGCUCCGCUCGACCGGGAACGAACCGCGUCGUACACUUUCGAUGUCUGCGCCACAGACUCGUCCCCCACCAGCCCUCGCAACUCCACCGCCACGGUCACUGUGUAUGUACAGGACGUGAACGACAACGCUCCAUUCUUCAUCCAGGACCCCCUGGUCAUCAACAUCUCAGCCUCCAGGUAGGUAGCCUAGAGGUUAGCGAAGUAGGACAACAGCAGGAAGUUUGCCGGUUCUAAUCCCAUGUCCGGCAGGGAAGAAUCUGGUUUGGAGUGUACUGUUUUGUCUUCUUUGUUGCGAAUUAAAUAAAACAUUUAUAAAAAAGGGUUGCUGGUGUGCCAUCACCUGCUGCUGUGUGUCUUAGAUGCCAUCACCUACUGUUGUGCCCUUGAGCAAGGCACGUAACCCCUAAACUGCUCAACGGGCAUCGUAGUAUGGCUGCCCUCUGCUCCAACCGACCUCUGUAUGUGUCUUUCAGAGGGGUUAGAAUAAAAGCAAAAGAAAAGUUUUAGUUGGACAUCCAUGUUCUUCUUCUUCUUCUCCAGUGUCUCCUCCCACCGCGUCCUGGCCACCAUGCGGGCGGAGGACCGUGAUUUUGGGGCCAACGGCUCAGUGUUCUACCGCUUCGCCAGCCCUGUCCGGGGAUUCACCAUCAACUCUCUGACCGGGGACAUCCAGGUGUUGUUACAUUAUUAAUCAGGGUAUUUAUGUGUCAAAUAACGCCCGUAAGGGAUGGCUUGCUUAGGGCGACUUAAGACUAAAAUACUUUUCAUUCAUUCAUUAAUUCAUUCAUUCAUUCAUUUAUCCCAGGCUACAGAGAAGCUGCAAGGACUGACCCAGGGCCAGAGGACUCUGAUUGUAGAGGCUAUGGACCAGGGCAGCCCAGCCCAGUCCUCUCUAGGGGUGGUGGUCAUCUACAUCAGAGAACAGACCUACAGGGGGAUCCACUUCUCACGCCACGCUAGAGACGUCAGUCUGCAGGAGAACGCCGCCAAAGGUAGGAACAGGGGAUUUUUCUUUGAUUCAAAGAGUGUGAUAUUAAGGUAUAUAUGUUUUGUUGUGAGUCUGAGGUGUGUGACAGAGUGGCGCCGGAGAAGAUGGCUGCCGUUUUACAGCCCUCUAACCAAUUGUACUAUUAUGUGUGUUUUUUCACGUUAUUUGUCAUUUAUUCUGUACAUAAUGUUUCUACCACCGUCUCUUAUGACCAAAAAGAGCUUCUGGAUAUCAGGACAGCGAUUACUCACCUCGUAUUGGACAAAGAUUUUUUAUUCAAUGAGUCAGUCGGACGCGAAGGAUAUUCUACAUGAGAAAGAGACGGACAUAUCGUGGACGUAGGUUGGGUGCCUUGUAAGGAUCCGACGGCGAGCGAGUAAACUGUCUCUUCCAUCAAUCCUAUUAGCCAAUGUUCAAUCAUUUGAAAAUAAAUUGGACGACCUAAGAUUAAGGUUAUCCUACCAACGGGACAUUAAAAACUGUAAUAUCUUAUGUUUCACCGAGUCGUGGCUGAAUGAUGACAUGGAUAACAUAAAGCUGGCGGGAUAUACUCUACAUCGGCAGGAUAUAACGGCUGACUCCGGUAAGACAAGGGGUGGCGGUCUGUGUAUAUUUGUAAACAACGGCUGGUGCAUAAAAUCUAAUACUAAGGAAGUCUCUAGGUUUUGCUCGGCUGAGGUAGAGUAUCUCAUGAUAAGCUGUAGACCACACUAUUUACCAAGAGAGUUUACAUCUAUAUUUUUCGUAGCUGUCUAUUUACCACCACAAACCGAUGCUGGCACUAGAUUGCACUCAAUGAGCUGUAUAAGGCCAUAAGUAAACAGGAAAACGCUCAUCCAGAGGCAGCGCUCCUAGUGGCCGGGGACUUUAACGCAGGGAAACUUAAAUCUGUUCUACCUAAUUUCUACCAGCAUAUGUGCAACCCUCCAUUUGGCAAAUCUGACCAUAACCCUAUCCUCCUGAUUCCUGCUUAAGCAAACACUAAAGCAGGAAGCACCAGUGACUCGGUUAAUAAGGAAGUGGUCAGAUAAUAAUAAUAAUAAUAAUAAUAGAUGACGCAGAUGCUAAGCUACAGGACUGUUUUGCUAGCACAGACUGGAAUAUGUUCUGGGAUUCUUCAGAUAGCAUUGAGGAGUACACCACAUCAGACACUGGCUUCAUCAAUAAGUGCAUCGAUGACGUCGUCCCCACAGUGACCGUACAUACAUACCCCAACCAGAAGCCAUGGAUUACAGGCAACAUCCGCAUUGAGCUAAAGGGUAGAGCUGCCGCUUUCAAGGAGCGGGACGCUUAUAAGAAAUCCCCCUAUGCCCUCAGACGAACCAUCAAACAGGCAAAGAGUCAAUACAGGACUAAGAUUGAAUCGUACUACACCGGCUCCGACGCUCAUCAGAUGUGGCAGGGCUUGAAAACUAUUACAGACUACAAAGGGAAGCACAGCCGCGAGCUGCCCAGUGACACGAGCCUACCAGACGAGCUUCUAUGCUCGCUUCGAGGCAAGCAACACUGAAGCAUGCAUGAGAGCAUCAACUGUUCCGGAUGACUAUGUGAUCACGCUCUCCGUAGCCGAUGUGAGUAAGACUUUUAAGCAGGUCAACAUUCACAAGGCCGCAGGGCCAGACGGAUUACCAGGACGUGUACUCCGAGCAUGCGCUGACCAACUGGCAAGUGUCUUCACUGACAUUUUCAACAUGUCCCUGACUGAGUCUGUAAUACCAACAUGUUUCAAGCAGACCACCAUAGUCCCUGUGCCCAAGAACACUAAGAAACCUGCCUAAAUGACUACCGACCCGUAGCACUCACGUCUGUAGCCAUGAAGUGCUUUGAAAGGCUGGUCAUGGCUCACAUCAACACCAUUAUCCCAGAAACCCUAGACCCACUCCAAUUUGCAUACCACCCCAACAGAUCCACAGAUGAUGCAAUCUCUAUUGCACUCCACACUGCCCUUUCCCACCUGGACAAGAGGAACACGUACGUGAGAAUACUAUUCAUUGACUACAGCUCAGCGUUCAACACCAUAGUGCCCUCAAAGCUCAUCACUAAGCUAAGGACCCUUGGACUAAACACCUCCCUCUGCAACUGGAUCCUGGACUUCCUGAUGGGCCGCCCCCAGGUGGUAAGGGUAGGUAACAACACAUCAGCCAGGCUGAUCCUCAACACGGGGGCCCCUCAGGGGUGCGUGCUCAGUCCCCUCCUGUACUCCCUGUUCACCCAUGACUGCAUGACCAGGCACGACUCCAACACAAUCAUUAAGUUUGCAGACGACACAACAGUGGUAGGCCUGAUCACCGACAACGAUGAGACAGCCUAUAGGGAGGAGGUCAGAGACCUGGCCGUGUGGUGCCAGGAUAACAACCUCUCCCUCAGCGUGAUCAAGACAAAGGAGAUGAUUGUGGACUACAGGGAAAAAAAGAGGGCUGAGCACGCCCCCAUUCUCAUCGACGGGGCUGUAGUGGAACAGGUUGAGAGCUUCAAGUUCCUUUGUGUCCACAUCACCAACAAACUAUCAUGGUCCAAACACACCAAGACAGUCGUGAAGAGGGCACGACAAAGCCUAUUCCCCCUCAGUAGACUGAAAAGAUUUGGCAUGGGUCCUCAGAUCCUCAAAAAGUUCUACAGCUGCACCAUCGAGAGCAUCCUGACUGGUUGCAUCACCGCCUGGUAUGGCAACUGCUCGACCUCCAACUGCAAGGCACUACAGAGGGUAGUGCGUACGGCCCAGUACAUCACUGCGGCCAAGCUUCCUGCCAUCCAGGACCUUUAUACCAGGCGGUGUCAGAGGAAGGCCCUAAAAAUGGUCAAAGACUCCAGCCACCCUAGUCAUAGACUGUUCUCUCUGCUACCGCACGGCAAGCGGUACCGGAGCGCCAAGUCUAGGUCCAAAAGGCUUCUUAACAUCUUCUACCCCCAAGCCAUAAGACUCCUUUAAUUAUUAGCUAUUUUUAUUUUUUACUUAAAACUGCAUUGUUGGUUAAGGGCUUGUAAGAAAGCAUUUCACUGUAAGGUCUACACCUGUUGUAUUCUGCGCAUGUGGCAAAUAAAAUGUGAUUUGACUUGUAUAAUGUAAGUAAUCAAUGUGAGACUGAGGUGUGUAUAAUGUAAGUAAUCAAUGUGAGACUGAGGUGUGUAUAAUGUAAGUAAUCAGUGUGAGACUGAGGUGUGUAUAAUGUAAGUAAUCAGUGUGAGACUGAGGUGUGUAUAAUGUAAGUAAUCAGUGUGAGACUGAGGUGUGUAUAAUGUAAGUAAUCAGUGUGAGACUGAGGUGUGUAUAAUGUAAGUAAUCAGUGUGAGACUGAGGUGUGUAUAAUGUAAGUAAUCAGUGUGAGACUGAGGUGUGUGUGUUUAGAACACAGUGUGAUAGUGAGGUGUGGUUUGUCCUCCUCCAGGUACCGCUGUGGUGCAGACUCAGGCCCAGUACCCUGAUGGAUCCCGUAGUGGGAUCAGUUACAGCAUCUUCAGUGGCAACACGCUACACUCCUUUGGAAUCAGCUCCUCCACUGGUAAGCCACUGGGGUGGGGAAUUAUAUAAAACCCAUGUUGACAAUAUUUUCGAUUCACUAUAUGAAAAAGGUGUGUAAAAAACCUUUACGUGUGUUUACACUCUACAUCCCUGAUGCAUAUCAUGAAUAUCCAUUGCCCAAUUGGUUCUCAGCCCCUUGUUAUUGUUCUAACCAGGUGAGAUCUGUCCUUGAUAUUGUUCUAACCAGGUGAGAUCUGUCCUUGUUAUUGUUUUAACCAGGUGAGAUCUGUCCUUAUUGUUCUAACCAGGUGAGAUCUGGGUACAGAGCUCCAUGGGGCUGGACUAUGAGGAGACCCCUAGACUCCGCCUAGUGGUGAAGGCUGAAACGGCAUCCUCCAGUUCCUUCAUGGCGGUCAACCUGAUCCUGCAGGACGUCAAUGACAACCUGCCGCGCUUCCAGCUGCAGAACUAUGUAGCCUACAUACGAGAGGCACAGGGAUAUCAUUUCCCUAUCAUACAGGUAGGUACACUAACAAGCGUGCACACACUGAUGCACGCUGCACGCACACACACACAAACACACACACACACUUAUAUUAUGCUUGGCUAUAGGUGGUGUGAGGUUGUGGGCUAGAAAACGCUCUAAGUUCAGACGGUAGAGAUCUGGAUAGUUUCAGUGCUGCUGCGGUAGUUCUGAGAGGUGACUGUCUGUUCCUAUGCCUCUUCUACAGUGUGUUUCCAACAUCCCUGUUGAGUAUAUAGACUCAGCUGUAUGACGCCACGGCCAUUUAGAACCUUUUUAUAAACUCUCGUUCCACUGCUCCAACAGUUCCAAGUCCAAUAUCCAUCACCAGGUCCUGUUACUGUUCCACAGCUGUUAUAAAUCUGUUCUUUGUUUUGAUGUAUUUCUUCUCUGACAUCUGACCUCUGGUCACGUGACUUCCUGUCUGUCCCCAGGUGUUGGCAGAUUAAUAUAAUUUUUUAUAUAUUUUUGUAUCGCUUUCAAAAACAAAACAACAUUCAAAACAAUGAACAGCAGGGGAAGGGUGAACAACAGCCAAUGACAGCUAAAUCAGUUUCCUACACAGUAAAACAGAUUGGAAAAGGCUAACCAUAAACACAAGUACACUUUGCUUUUAAGACUAAAGAAAACCAGUGAUAUCAGAAGACAAUACUUUUUUUUGUUUAGAUUAUCUUUCUGACCUCUGACCUCAGUCAUGUGACUUCCUGUGCAGGUGGUGGCUGAUGACCUGGACCAGGGCCAGAAUGGUCAGGUGACCUACAGCCUGAGGUCGUCGUCUCUCAGCGGCCUGUUCAAGAUCGACCCGCUGACCGGAAGCAUCACCACCGCCGCAAUCAUGGACCGAGAGAUCUGGACACAAACCAAGUGAGGGGCAGGGCCUUGGGAUGUGUGUGUGUGUUUGUUCACAAUCUGCCUGCCAUGUGGUUUGCCUCAGUGGGCUAACCUUUGUUUUCAGUCUAUAAAUACUCUCCCUGUUACUGUACUCUCUCUCUCUUUGCAUUGGAAACUAAAUAUCUGUCAUGCUCUGGGCUACAACAGGUUCUGAUGUAAGACAGCAGGAGAUGAAAGGUUAUGAAACCUGAAACAUAAAAGAUAAGAACUGAACUCCAACUGACAGUUAAUUUUUUUGUUUCCAUGGCACCAGGCUGGUUGUUACGGCGACGGACCGGGGCACACCACGAUUGGCCGGCUCGGCGACUCUCACGGAAUGA
Messenger RNA from Coregonus sp. 'balchen', 13577 nucleotides. The record is from the annotation of a GenBank genome assembly. Lineage: Eukaryota; Metazoa; Chordata; Actinopteri; Salmoniformes; Salmonidae.